CUUGCCGUGUGCUUCAUUCCAGUGCGCACACAGAGAGAGGCAGAAGGUCCACGCACCCGCCAGCGCCGAUCAAUCCUCUCAGGGAAUAAACAGCAUUUCAGCAGCAGUUCCUGGAGUAUCAUUUAGACGCACGCCGUUUUUUUGUGUGGACGCUACACGCGCUGUGGUUGUGUCACCAGCGCUUCUUUCUCCUCUCGUGUUGUGACCACACCGAAAGUCCUUUUUGGGGAUCUUCCACGCGGGAUUGUUUCUCUUCUCAGUCGACUAUUUAAGGUUGGAAAUCCUGAUUGUGGAACUAUACUGCGCCAAUGGUGUGGUGCCGGACUGGACUACCUGCGCGCAGCUGACCGGCUCAGUGCGCACUGACUGGCGGGACACCAGUGGGGUCCUUGCGCCGGUUCCUCUGGAGAUCUGAAGAAGUGUCGUUUUCUCCAGUUCACAGCUCAGCUUUUGGUGUUGUGGUGAAUGGUUCCGUGGGUUUAACACCGCUGGGACUGUACGGAGUGGACUGUGGAGGGAGGAACCAGCGACGGAUCGUACUCGCCUCUGCCGUGGGUCUGUUUACAUGAGCGGGCUAUGACAAUGGAUUACGUUCUGCUCUUGUGCAGCUUCUUGCUGGCUGUGGCCUCCGCAGUUGAAGAGACACUGAUGGACACCAAGUGGGCCACGACAGAAUUAGCCUGGACUUCGCACCCUGAGACCGGGUGGGAAGAAGUGAGUGGCUAUGACGAUGCCAUGAAUCCCAUCCGGACUUACCAAGUUUGUAAUGUGCGAGAGCUCAACCAGAAUAACUGGCUACGCAGUGACUUUAUCCCGCGGAAGGAUGUGCUGCGUGUAUAUGUGGAGAUGAAGUUCACAGUGCGUGACUGCAACAGCAUCCCAAACAUCCCAGGCUCCUGCAAAGAGACCUUCAACCUCUUCUACUAUGAGUCGGACUCCGACUCAGCCACAGCAACCAGUCCGUUCUGGAUGGAAAACCCAUACGUGAAAGUGGACACCAUCGCGCCAGAUACGAGCUUUUCCAAGCUCGAUUCCGGACUUGUUAACACUAAAGUCAGGAGUUUCGGGCCGUUGUCCAAAGCCGGGUUCUAUCUGGCCUUCCAGGACCUUGGGGCUUGCAUGUCGCUCAUCUCAGUGAGGGUUUUUUAUAAGAAGUGCUCCACCACCAUAGCCAACUUUGCAGUUUUUCCAGAGACAGCAACCGGAGCUGAAGCGACAUCCUUGGUCAUUGCCCCUGGAACUUGUGUGCCCAACGCCUUGGAGGUGUCCGUGCCGCUAAAGUUGUACUGCAACGGAGAUGGGGAAUGGAUGGUUCCUGUGGGUGCCUGCACCUGCUCAGCUGGUUUUGAGCCUGCCAUGAAGGAUACUCAAUGUCAAGCUUGCAGCCCUGGAACCUUCAAGUACAAGCAAGGGGAGGGCUUCUGUUUGCCUUGCCCUGCAAACAGCCGUGCCAGCUCUGGAGCGGCAAGCGUUUGCUCCUGUCGAAACGGUUACUACCGAUCGGACACGGACACCCCCGACUCACCCUGCACAACUGUUCCCUCCGCCCCACGCAAUGUCAUCUCCAGUGUGAAUGAAACUUCACUUGUUCUGGAAUGGAGCGAGCCAAGGGAUAUGGGCGGCCGCAAUGACACCUUCUACAACGUCAUCUGCAAGAAGUGCCUGCCCGAGCGGGGAAUGUGCUCUCGCUGCGAUGACAACGUGGACAUCUCGCCGCGCCACCUGGGUCUUACCCUGCGCAGAGUGGCGGUCCGCAACCUGCAAGCCCACACGCAGUACAGCUUUGAGAUUCAGGCCGUCAACGGCGUUUCCAACAAGAGUCCUUACACGCCUCAGUUUUCUACAGUGAACAUCACCACGAAUCAGGCUGCACCAUCUGCAGUACCUACAGUUCACCUGAUGGCGGCCACAGCGAGCACCAUGAGCCUGUCCUGGCUGCCUCCAGAAAAACCCAACGGAAUCAUUCUGGAUUAUGAGAUUAAAUACCAUGAGAAGGUAAGCAGAAAUGAUCAGGGUGAAGCCAUCGCUCAUACAAUGACGGCCCAACGGAGCAAUGCCCGCAUUGAAGGUCUCAAGGCUGGUACGCCUUACGUGGUGCAGGUCCGUGCACGAACAGUGGCCGGUUACGGUCGUUACAGCAGCCCGGCGGACUUCAGCACCAACCUCCAAACUGACCCACCCAAGUUGUGGCAAGAGCAGCUACCCCUCAUCGUAGGAUCAGCUACUGCCGUCUUUGUCUUCAUCAUUGCCGUUGUGGUCAUCGCUAUUGUCUGCCUCAGAAAGCAGAGGAACGGUUCAGAGUCAGAAUAUACAGAGAAACUGCAGCAGUACAAAUCCCCAAUAGUCACUCCGGGAAUGAAGGUCUACAUUGACCCCUUCACCUAUGAGGAUCCCAAUGAAGCCGUGAGGGAGUUUGCCAAAGAGAUUGACGUCUCCUGCGUGAAGAUCGAGGAGGUCAUCGGCGCAGGUAACCCACCAAAGCUCCUGAGCUACAGGGGGAAGACUGCUAGUCACCUCCAGGCCAUACCGUUAGAGGACUUCACACCAAGCGGUACUUUCACUCAAUUCAUCGGAGAGUUUGGAGAGGUGUGCCGUGGUCGCCUCAAGCUGCCUGGCCGCCGCGAGAUCAUCGUUGCCAUCAAGACUCUCAAAGUAGGCUACACUGACCGGCAGAGGAGAGACUUCCUCUCCGAGGCAUCCAUCAUGGGGCAGUUUGACCACCCCAAUAUUAUCCGCUUGGAGGGUGUGGUCACCAAGAGUCGACCAGUGAUGAUUGUGACCGAGUUCAUGGAGAAUGGAGCACUGGACUCGUUCUUAAGGCUCAACGAUGGGCAGUUCACCGUGAUCCAGCUCGUCGGCAUGCUGCGUGGCAUUGCAGCAGGCAUGAAGUACCUGUCGGAUAUGAACUAUGUGCACAGAGACUUGGCUGCCCGUAACAUUCUGGUCAACAGCAACCUGGUGUGCAAAGUGUCCGACUUUGGCCUAUCCCGUUUUCUUGAAGAUGACCCUACGGACCCCACCUAUACGAGCUCACUGUAUUUCAUGCUCACCUACUCAUUCGCAUAUCCACAGGGAGGGAAGAUACCUAUUCGAUGGACCGCACCCGAGGCGAUUGCCUACAGGAAGUUCACCUCAGCGAGCGACGUGUGGAGCUACGGCAUUGUCAUGUGGGAAGUCAUGUCGUACGGAGAGAGGCCGUACUGGGACAUGAGCAAUCAGGACGUGAUAAAUGCCGUGGAGCAGGACUAUCGACUGCCCCCGCCUAUGGACUGCCCCACAGCACUACACCAGCUCAUGUUAGACUGCUGGGUGAAAGAACGCAACCUGCGGCCCAAAUUCACCCAGAUAGUCGCCACCCUGGAUAAACUAAUCCGCAAUGCCGCCAGCCUCAAGGUGGUCACGAACAGCACACAGUCGACCGGGGUAUCCCAACCCUUGCUUGACCGCUGCGUGCCAGACUACACAACUUUCACCACUGUGGGAGACUGGCUGGACGCCAUCAAGAUGAGCCGCUACCACGAGAAUUUCAUCAACGCCGGAUUUGCUUCCUUUGACCUGGUUGCUCAGAUGACAGCAGAGGACUUGCUGCGGAUAGGGGUUACAUUGGCCGGCCACCAGAAGAAGAUUCUAGGUAGCAUUCAGGACAUGAGACUACAGAUGAACCAAACACUUCCUGUCCAGGUGUGACCAAAGGGACACCCAGACCGGUGCAGUCACAGGAUGGCCAGAUAGAGGAAGAAAAUGGGGGAGGAACCAUGCCAGAUGGAGCCAUUGGACAAACCCAAGCUGCCUGACCCAUCUCUGCCCAUUAGAUGCUAUGAAACUGGCUUGCAGUGCCUCGGACUUACUUACUUUUUGUUCCGUUUUUCCACCACUACCACUUCCUGUUUUAUGUUAUUCAUCAUGUACUUCUCAAUUUGUGUGUGUCUACAAGAGGGGUUAGAGUUACCCCCCUUAUCAACCCCACUAUAGCCUCACCAGCUCUGGCGUUGGCUGACGUUUGCAUGACAGUGUGUUUUAGGGAGCUGCCUUUGGUAACUGCAACGUUACAGUUGGAUCCUGAUGCGAGCGCCCCCUUACCUCCAGCCCAAAAAUCCACUUCGGGAAAGAGACAGUUCUGGGAGGUGUUUUACUGCGCACGUGUUGUUCUCCAUCUUCAUAUUGAAGGUGUGUUAUCUAAAAGGGCACUUGCUGAAGGCGGGUGAGGUACGAUGAUGGGCUGAGGUGGAACAUCAGGAUGAUCACUGAGGUCAAACGUUCGUAUAAGGACAGUUGGGACUCUUGUUUGGACUGCAACAUGACCUGAAGGAGGGUUUAUAAGAUCAGGCGCCUUUUUUUUGUCACACAUUUUCAUUUUUGUUCGUCCACAUCAAACAUUUUGCUUUCUUUUUGACUUUCUUACAUUUUGGGAGAUUUGUGGUUCAAAAUGGCUGGUCAAACUGAUGUACCCCAAGUGGACUCUUGCGAGAUGGGGACAUAAGGACUGUGGCAACACCAUAGACAGACCACUAGGCCUUUUUGGUGUGUUUUUGUAUGUGCGUGCGUGUGUGUGUGCGUGUGGGCGUACGUGUAAUUAAGUGUGCUUGGACGUGCACGUGUGUCACGUUGCACACAAGUAUACUGUACAAUACAGCUUCCGCUAUUUGCCACUGUGGAGAAUUAACGCAUGAACUGAACCGUGACAAGGAGCAAUUAUAUCUGAAUUAUGCUAUAUUCUGUGGACAACUGUUAAAAACUUUUUUAUGGACUCACAAGAAGAACUUUGGACAAUAUAUAUGCAUAUAAGGUAUGCAGAGAAACCCAUUGUGGACAACUUUCUACUUACUAGUACCUGGAUUCAGAAAUAAUCAAUUUAUUGUUUAAUUUGUUGACAUCCUUCCCUAUGUAUUUAUUUGUGCCCCAGUCCCUCUGCUACACCCCCCUACCACCAACACCCAGAUGGAGCAUACGACCAUUUGGGAAAGUGGACUUGAAACAAUCAGAUGGAAACCCGAAGAGGAUUUAGCUAAUGAAUUGAUGAUGAUUAAACAAAAUAAAUGCUGUAUACAUUGCAUUUUGUAUUUUUGUUGUUUAUUUUUUUGGAAGAAAGGUGUGUUGAAUAAGUGAAAGAAAUGGUUAUUUGCCAAUGUGAAAUGAUGAGAACGAGAAGCAAAAGUAGGAUCAGCUGGACAAGCAAAGUAGUUAGGUCAAAGAUAGUUAUUAAACCUGCAACCUCCUCCAGCGUAGACUUUUUUUUUGGCAUAACUCAAAAACACCCGUCAAACUACUUACGUGGUUAACUCGCCCCAACUUAUUUUAUGUGGACUGUUAAGCAUACACUUAAUAGGAGCUCUCGUCAAACUCCAUUAUAUCAACUGCCCCAUUUCCCAACCUUCUGUUUACUUCCUGUACAAGAUGAUCUUCAUGAAAGAAUCCGGAGCUGUCAAAAGAGAAACCAUUGGUCUUGUCUGUCAGGUCCAUUAACGCUUCCAACCGGUCUGACUUUGCAGGGAUGAAGUGAAUGCAGACAUAUGGCAGGCUGCCCUAUCAUUAUUUCUCUUCAUUUCCUGUCUGGGCCUGCAAUCAUCCUGUCUCGGCUCAUCGUUCUGCAUUAUUAGAACCGUGCGGGAUCAACAGCCCUGGCAAACGCACCACCCAAACCUGCAGGCUCCAUCUUACUAAAUAAUUCUGCUUUAUACAGCCUGCACGGUGGAUUAGAAGUUGGUGCUGUCAACUUUCAUGCAGUCUGUGAUCUUUAGGUUGAACAGCAUGUGAAUACGAGUAGUUAGAGUGUUUUGAUAUUGUCAUGUUGGUCUAUUUCAUUCCUGUAAAGCCCAAUGAACAACGACAGUGAACUCAUGCAAGACCACAGUGCGGUUCCUAUUUUACAGUACUUCAUCUUUGCCCAUACUUUGCCACGAGUGCGCUUGGAGGCUUAGCUGCCUUUAGAAUUAUGGUGCACAAUGAAGUUAUAUUAUCAGCAGACGAUACUCUACCACUCAAUUGGCCCUGUGUUGUAAAUAUAAACCCAGUAAACAGUCCAGUCCAGUUCAGUUCAUUUAUAAUGGUUGCGUUUCAAAUGACUGAUCCAUGUCAAACCAGUUUUUAGCACAAUCUUUUCCAGGUACUAACUGCAGGGGCACACCCGUAGGGUAGUCUGAUGCAAACUGCAAUCCACUGAUGGUUGACAGAAAGUAACUCAUAAAAAACAAUGGAAAAAGAAUAGGAACCCAAAUUGUAUCUUUUCUCUGACAACGCUUGUUCUCAUGUACUAAAUAGCAGUCAAGCAAGUCAGUGUUUUGCAAGUCUCAAGUCUUUAACCUCGAGUCUCAAAUUAAGUCUCAAUUAAAAGACAUGCAAGUCAGGUCGACCCAAGUCCAAAGUCAUAGGCGUGACAUUUUUGAGUCCGUACAUAAAAAUGAAAGCAUUUCGAAUUGUUUUAUUUUUUAAAUAAACAAGAGCCGUGUGACAACACUGAAUGGCUAUCCGCACGGAAACGUUUUCAGGUCAAAACGGCACAAGUAUUUUAUGGUUUCAGCCUCUCACCCACACGGGAACGGCGUUCUGGGUGACCUGAAACUGUAUUUUAAAAAAAAAAAACUUCCACAGCGGGAAAAUCUGAGAACACUUGUUGUUGGCGUGUAUACAGGCAGUACAAAAACAAUGACGUCAACGACUCACCGCCGCCUCGUCGCCAUCACGUGACCAGAAGUGAGCUUUCAUGACAAACCAACAUAAUAUCUGAACAUUUCCAAGGACAUGACAUGGCAGAUGAACUGAACUGUUGCGGUGGCAACAUGGUUAUAUUACCAAACAAGAUACAGUUGACAAGAGUUAACUGGGCAGAAGAAAACAUGUGUGCUAUACACAUGGCUUCUGAAGUUGUGCAAACUCAUUUCAUCCCGAGCGCUAAGAAUAUGACGAGCCCAGUGUUGCACAUCUUAGAACUAUUAAAUUGCUUCCACUUUGACCACAGGCCCUUUGGAGUGGAUUACCCACAUAGUCAGUGCUUGUAAUAUUAAACAUUACAAAGCAGAAAAGAACAUUUACAUUUUUGGUCCGAGCUGCUGACACUGAAAUGGACUGUUAUGUUUGUGUGUCUGUGAGAGUUUAUCCCUGAAAAUGGCUUCCCUUAUUUGGAUCUUUUGUUCACCCUCUGUUCUACAGCAUACUAUUACCCCUCAUCUUUCGUUGUGUGUUGCAUCAUUUAACACUUACAACCAAAUGUGCCACAAAUCUUUCUACUUUUGAUUUUUAGAUUCUGUGCUGUUGUGUCUGUUUUAAACACGUGUAUUUUGUUUGCUCUUCCACUAUCUCACUUCACAUCUUUUGUUGGAAAAUAACCACUUCUUGACGUAAAGUGGGAUGUGUUAGGUACAACAUGGGAAGAUGCGGUAUACAGUCGCCCCUCGUUUAUAGCGGUUAACUGGUUCCACAGCCGACCACGAUAAUGGCAUUUCUGCAAUAUCUGAUGAAAUGUUAAUAAAUGGCCUAUUUUCGCAGUUACAGCAAAACAACUGUUUAUGAUUUUAUAAAUACGUUUAAUAACACCACUAUAGUCACCAAUACACUCCUAUUAUUCAUAGUUUACACCGGAUUGCACAACUAUUAUGCUACAGGGACUCUGACGGCCGCUAGCUGGCUAGCAAGCCAGCGAGCUAACCAGUUAGCCUCAAAUGUAUUUCUUCUAAACUUAAGGGUUUCAAAUGGAGUGGGGAAGAAGGCACAAACUUACCACAUUCACACGGAAUGGGAGGAGAACCUUUUUUCACUCUGCAUCCGUGGCUGGCUACAUGCCGUGCAAGGUAGGGUAAUAAGGAUGGAUGUCUUGUAGCAUUACUGUUGCCUAAUUCUGGCCAGAAUACUACAUGUCACUUGCAUUUCAAUAUGUUUUGAGUAAGAAUAAACCAUAGUCUACCACGAAACAGCGAUCAUUAAUUAAUUUCUGAAAAAAACACGACAUAACGAGGGAGUGAUAAUCGAACCGCGAUAUUGCGAGGGACGACUGUACUAUAGCUGGAGAUGCAAUUGUUAAAUUCUCUUUGAGAAGUAUUGAAAUGUAUUUAAAUGUUGCAAACAUACACAACUUAUGACUUUUAAAAAAGUUUUUAAAAAAAGA
Molecule: messenger RNA, 8098 nt
Organism: Dunckerocampus dactyliophorus (ringed pipefish)
Lineage: Eukaryota; Metazoa; Chordata; Actinopteri; Syngnathiformes; Syngnathidae
Product: ephrin type-B receptor 3-like
Exons: 16
Coding region: 577-3687 (1036 amino acids)
Biological process (GO): protein phosphorylation; axon guidance; cell surface receptor protein tyrosine kinase signaling pathway
Cellular component (GO): plasma membrane; neuron projection
Molecular function (GO): protein binding; transmembrane-ephrin receptor activity; ATP binding
Source: RefSeq, a predicted model, not a curated record